AGGCUUGAUGGUUUGGGUCGAUUUGUGCUAAGAUUUUGUGAUCUUUCCAUGGUAAGACUAGGUCAGGAACGGUGAGAUGAAGAGCGGCGAGGCAGCUGGGUUGUGGAAUUGCGACUGCCUCGGCUGCUGCCACUUCUUGAGGAAGCUUCUGCCAUGGAGAUCUUGUGACUAUGAGUUCAAUGCGGAUGAAUGGCGAUGCUCUGACUGCGAGAGUGAAGAUGAAUCUGGGGUUGGAUUAUAUUCCAGGAGUUAUCAAACGCCGGUAGCUCUUUCAACCGCGUUCCAAAACUUCCGGAUACACGCCGGAACCUGGAACGUCGGCGGACGGAUUCCUCCAUCGUCUCUGGAUUUAAGUAGCUGGGUCUGCUCCCAGACACCGGCCGAUAUCUACGUCUUCGGCUUCCAAGAGAUUGUGCCUCUAAAUGUUGCAAAUGUGUUUGGAGUUGAGGAUGACACUCCAGCUGUAGUAUGGGAAACUUUGAUACGGCACACUCUGAAUCGUGGCUCUAGGAGAGCAUCAUGGACACAAGAGGAGGAGACAGCAUCAACACUUGGUUACGUUGGGGAGAAACAGCCUCUCAUCGCACCGCUCAUGUCUCCAGAUUUCUCCGAGGACAGCAAGUUUCCCGGACAGUAUGUCCGGAUUGCGAGCAAACAGAUGGUCGGACUUUUUAUCAGCGUUUGGAUCCGACGUGAGAUUCGUCACGUUGUCAGCAACGUCAAGGUUUCCUCCGUUGGUUGUGGAAUUUUUGGCUACCUUGGAAACAAGGGAUCCAUUUCGGUGAGCUUGUCCAUCCACCGAACAAGCUUCUGCUUCAUCUGUUCACAUUUGACUUCGGGAGACAGAGAAGAAGAUGACAAGCGCAGAAACACGGACGUGAGGGAGAUCUUGCGCAGGACUAGCUUUCCACGUUCUCUCAGAGUCUCGCAAACUCUACCCGAGACUAUUUUAGAGCACGAAAGGAUAAUCUGGCUUGGAGAUCUCAACUAUCGGGUUGCUCUCUCCAGCGACGAGACAAUGCGACUUAUUGGAAACCAGGACUAUUCUUCUCUUCUAGCGAAGGAUCAGCUCAAAGCACAGCAAGGAAAAGGUCGUGUUUUCGAAGGCUGGAAAGAAGGACACAUCAAAUUCGCCCCAACAUACAAGUACAUCCCCGAUUCCGAUGCCUAUACGAUGAACGGCGCGUCUGCGAAUGGAAGAACACGCGUUCCUGCAUGGUGUGACCGCAUUCUAUGGCUGGGAAAGGGGCUCGACCAGAUCGCCUACUUGCGCUCCGAGUACAGAAUCUCGGAUCAUCGGCCAGUGAGCGCAGUUUUUACAACGCAAGUUGAGUGUGCAGACAAGUAAGUUACUCAAGCAUUUCUUUGUGAGCCGUUUCGUCAGGCUUCCUCUUUCCACGACGAGAAUCUAGCUGCCUAAGAGAGGAUCAGGCCGCAGGAAAGGAAAAAGUGUAUGUAAAACUUUUUUCUUACCAGUGUAGAAGUAUCACUGGUCAUGAACAUGGAACACAAAAAAGUGAGAGCUUUUCUUUCGUGAGCUUCAAAGGUUCCAACUUAC
Messenger RNA from Selaginella moellendorffii, 1558 nucleotides. RefSeq names its product type I inositol polyphosphate 5-phosphatase 4. NCBI's taxonomy places the organism in Eukaryota, Viridiplantae, Streptophyta, Lycopodiopsida, Selaginellales, Selaginellaceae. The record is from RefSeq and is a predicted model, not a curated record. Gene Ontology annotation, molecular function: phosphatidylinositol-3,4,5-trisphosphate 5-phosphatase activity; inositol-polyphosphate 5-phosphatase activity; phosphatidylinositol-4,5-bisphosphate 5-phosphatase activity. Gene Ontology annotation, biological process: phosphatidylinositol dephosphorylation. The coding region runs from base 77 to 1348 and encodes 423 amino acids. The transcript is spliced from 9 exons.